UGCUGUCAAACGCAGUGGAAAGGGGCGGGUCGGUUCCGCUCUCUUGUUGGAGGGAGGCGGGGUCUUCUUGUUGGGAAAAGAGAAAAAGGAGUCUAAGGAAGACAAGGACGAUACAACUGUUGGGAUGGCUGCAAUUCGUAAAAAACUGGUGAUAGUUGGAGAUGGAGCCUGUGGGAAGACUUGUCUGCUCAUUGUUUUCAGCAAGGAUCAGUUCCCAGAGGUUUAUGUACCUACAGUAUUUGAAAACUAUGUGGCAGAUAUUGAAGUUGAUGGCAAACAGGUUGAACUUGCACUUUGGGACACAGCUGGGCAGGAGGAUUAUGAUCGCCUGCGACCCCUCUCUUAUCCUGACACAGAUGUAAUACUUAUGUGCUUUUCCAUAGACAGCCCUGAUAGUUUAGAGAACAUCCCUGAAAAGUGGACCCCAGAAGUAAAACAUUUCUGCCCCAAUGUGCCUAUUAUACUUGUUGGAAAUAAGAAGGACCUACGGAAUGAUGACCACACACGUCGUGAGCUGGCCAAAAUGAAACAGGAACCAGUGAAGCCGGAAGAAGGUCGUGAUAUGGCCAACAGAAUUAAUGCCUUCGGUUACUUAGAAUGCUCUGCCAAAACAAAGGAUGGUGUCAGAGAGGUCUUUGAGAUGGCAACAAGAGCAGCUUUGCAAGCCAAGAGAGGUCGGAAGAAGAACACUUGCCAAUUGUUAUAGAAGAAUGCAAGAUGCCUAUCUGACCAGCUCUUCACCACCAUCACAUCAGCAUUUCCUCCUCCUAACUAGAUGGAUACAUUAAGGCUUCAAGACUAAGGGGGGGGGGGUGUCGAAAUAUAUAUGGAUGUGUGGUAGCCUAAUUUUGUUUUCAUGGGCGCCAGUGGAUUUUUGUAUGAAAGCCUCUAAUUUCUAUACUGUUGGAUGAAAUUAAGGUUGUAAUUAAAAGUAAUGGGGGGACAAGGAAGAAAACUAACUAUUGUUACCUGAUGUAUCCAGAGUGUCUCAGAAUACUGAUGAUAUCCCCAAGUGGAAUGUUAGCUGUGGGGAAAUUAGACAAGACAGUGGAGCAUAUGUGAGCUUACCAAGCCAGCCCACGCAAACAGGCAUUUUUAUACUUGAUGUUUUUUCUUGCUUGACAGUAUUAACCAGUGUUUUUUGGUUGACACUGGUACCAAGCUCAAAUCCAAGGAGUUAAUAUUGGUGACUUGCAGCUGCAAGCAAGUGGGGCUGGUUGCUUGGGAAAUAUAUUUUGCUGUAUGUUUCCCUCAUUGAUAUUCUGUCAGCCUAACUGCAGUAUAUUACCGAAAUGUUGCCACUGGUGUAAUACAAAAAGGAAUAAAUUGUUUUACAAGCUCAGAAAAAUGCUACCAGCCUUUAGCAUUGGUGCCAUUUUUCAUUCAGUUCUCAAUGCUUUAGGCUAUCCUUUUUGCAUUGUGGAGUACUUCAUUUACUGUAGGGGCUGGACAGUAUCUGUAGCUAUUUGAAGAGAUGGCAUUAGAAUGGUGGCAGGUAGCACAACUUUAGUCCACCUCUGUGAUUCUUUUCAUUCUAUUUACAAUUUAAGGUGGGAAAUAUUAAGAUUAUUUGUUUGGGGCCACAUUUUGUAAAUGUUUUGUUCAAAUAAAAUAUUUAGGUCACUUUCAUAAAUGCUGUCACCUUUUAUUGUAAAGAUAUUUUUGUUAUAUGUACAGGCUUAUUUUCCCACUGCUCUCUCACUCCCAAAUUGCCAUAGUUAUCAACGGAACAAUUUGUAUAUUUGUAUAGACUUUUUGACUCUGAGUGAUUUUGUAGGGUGAAGUAUUUAUCCUUUUCAGUUACAAAAUUAGAGUUAAUAUUUCUAAUUCUUGUAAAAAAAAAAAAUCCUGAAUAAUAACUUUUGGGAAUAGCUUGUUCUGACAGUGAUUAUAUCAUCCAUUACUAAAUUAAGUUUUUAAUUUUUUUCUAGUUCAUGUUAUGUAAUCUAAAGCAAUGGACAUUUUAUUUCUGUUGUACCUUGUUAGGAAAUUCAUCUGUGUGCCAAAGUACCAGUCAGUUUGUUUUCCAUUUUACCCUUCCCCGUAAAAGUAGGCAUAUAACAGAUGUCAGUGCACUGAUAUAAAUUUCCAGUUCUUUAUACUGGGAUCUAGAGGGGCACGUUUAGUACAUUGUGAUUAGCACCAAGAAAACACUUUGCAAAUUGUGUAGUUAAUGCUUAUUUUGUGUCUACACUGUGUAGUCUUGCAUAUUUUUUGUUCUGAAAACUGUUUUUAGAUCACUGUAUUACAGUACAAAAAAAAUGUUUUCCUACUCCUUUUCCUUGCUUUUACUUAUCACUUGUUGACAAGUCUUUCAAUAAUGGCUGUGGAAAACACCAGUAUUACUGGAUGGAGUUAAUUGGAAAAAAUAGAACUGUAGUGAACUGUGCUUUUUAAUUACCAAGUUGGCAGCCUAAGUGUCAGUACUGCAGGUACAGUAGUGGUUAUUUGUGCAAAGCAGACUAGAAGUACUUGUGUCAGUGGGUGUACUGCAGUGCAUAGAGACCCAGAAUUUUCUGUCCUUCUGCCUGUCUUAAAAUAGAGCAAUUGUUUCAUAUUUUCCUGACUUAAAUAAUGGAGCAUGUUUUGUCCAGGACAACACUAUUUUCCCAUACAUAACUGCAUAUUAAAUUGGUGGAUUGGUCAUCUUGUGUAGUUCUACCUGUAAGCAAGUAGUCUUCAAAAUAACUAGUGUAUUUCCAAAAAAUAAUAGCAUGAAGAUUUGAUUAAAAUUUAAUUUUCUGGGUGCUGUUUUCCCUUUAGGCACUUAAAUACAUAUGUUUAAAAAAAAUCCUCAUGUUUGAACAUUAUUUUAUCUGUGCAACAUUGUAUUUCGGGAGAAACAACUGUUAGGUGCUUUCAGGUGAUACCAUACCAAGAGGAUGAUGCCUAUGAACUACAAAGGAAAAUUCUGCAUGUUAUAUCAUGCCUUGUUUUAGUAAAAAAAAUGUAAACAAAAGUGUAAGCAGUGGAAAUCUAUUUUAGAAAUACAAAUGGAGAACUCUGGCACUGUAGCUCUUUAAUGUGAGGCACUGUGAUGAACUAGUGGGGAGGUUGUAGCGUGAAAGCAUUCUGGUGAACUUGCCUAUAUGAAAUGGUGAUUUCUACAAAUGAUGGAAGGGGGGUUCCAGCACUAUUUACAUUUUCCUGGCUGUUCUUAAAGAAUGAAACAUGUCUUUGACUUCCUGUUAAUUUGUUUUCUGUACUGUGCAAGUCUUUUGGAACUAGCAGUAGGGUUGCCUUAUUGAUCUGUUGAACAUGUUCAUUAUGGCUGAGAGUUGCAUAAAAUUACCUUUGCCUACUUAGUAGGAAAAGCAGUUGUGAAAGAAGCUUUGUUUUGCCACAUUUGAAUCAUCAAUUUUUUAUACUGGGUGCAUCUUGACUUUGUGGUAUUUUACCAUGCAGAAGUUUCCUGUAGUAACACCACUGUUAAGGUAUCCUUAUUUUUAGUAUGUAAACAGUGGAGCUUCUCCAUAUAGCCUGCUGUACUUAAAGUUUUAGAUCUAGAAACUUCUCGUUUUUCACUUGGGUACACUUGAUAAUUUGCAUCCCAGCUUUCUGCAUAGUAGUGAAAUGUUUCAGAUUACAGUUUCGUUUGGAAGUGCCUUUAGAAAGUGAACACCAUGUUGGUAGGUGUGUUGGAUUUCAAAAGUGGAACUAUAUGCAUGUCUGGAUUACCAUUUUCUUAAUCCUUUUUCAUGCUUGUCAGCUUACAAAUGUUUAGGAGUCCCAGUAUAUUGCCAUGAUUCAGCCACUGUUAAUUUUGAUGGUGAACUUUUGAGUGCAUGGAGUGGAAUAUUCCUCUGUCUUUUAAUGAGGAGUGUUUUUUUUUUUUCUAGGAAGGAGAUUAACACUAACUUGAAUAUAGCAGUGUUUCUCAUUAAGUAGUCCUAGCCAUUCAGUUUUUCUCUUUGAGAGAGAAUUAUUUCCCAGGAUUCUGUAUUGGCUUUUAUAAAUUUAAAGAGGAGAGGAUAUUUUUCUGCUCUAUACAUUUCUUAUACACUUUAUAUAAUAUAUAUUCUAUAAAUAUGCAUUUAUAUUUAUCUCUUGUAUUUGGAGAUGGACAAAUGUCACCAUACAUCUUGACAGUAAAAAAAAAAAAGUAACUGUCAUUUUAAAAUGGGCAGUAGUGACCUUGUUUUUAAUUUGAUCAGGAAGAAAAUAGAAGAAAAGAUGUGGGUAUUCUUAACUUCUAAUUAACAGUACAGUUUGUGAUCAAUUUAUAUUAUUGUGGGGGUAGAAGUAGUCUGCAUCUGCAUCAUUAGGAGAUUUAAAACUUGCCAAGCAGUCAAACUUGCUAGCCAAUAUCAGUCUGUCUUAAGUUUAGAAGAAAAAUAGUCAGAGAUUUUAUUGACUUUCAUUUUGACGUGUACUCACGGAGUACCAUUUUUUUGUGUGCUUUUAGUUGUAUUCACGUUACGGAUGAUCACUGACUUUUUCAUUUGUACUUGAACACAAUAAUGUAAUAAAUUUGUAGCAAUGUUUAGUAUUGAUUUUUCUGAACUUCAGUUUAGUUGUACUUAUAAAAAUUGGUGAUGGGGUCCAGUUUGCUUUAACUGCUGUUGGACAACGCAUCUAGAAAGUUGUGUCCUCCAUAAUUAAAAGCUAGCUACUCUUU
Messenger RNA from Protopterus annectens (West African lungfish), 4618 nucleotides. RefSeq names its product transforming protein RhoA. Gene Ontology annotation, cellular component: cleavage furrow; dendritic spine. Gene Ontology annotation, molecular function: GTPase activity; GTP binding. Lineage: Eukaryota; Metazoa; Chordata; Ceratodontiformes; Protopteridae. Gene Ontology annotation, biological process: small GTPase-mediated signal transduction; stress fiber assembly; cell migration. The transcript is spliced from 5 exons. The coding region runs from base 125 to 706 and encodes 193 amino acids. The record is from RefSeq and is a predicted model, not a curated record.